Molecule: messenger RNA, 572 nt
Organism: Pocillopora verrucosa
Lineage: Eukaryota; Metazoa; Cnidaria; Anthozoa; Scleractinia; Pocilloporidae
Source: RefSeq, a predicted model, not a curated record
UGAGAAGCAGUGGAAACAAGGUUGUCUAAAUGGAUUGCAAGAGUAUUUUUCUUAUUUCUGUUAUGUGCUUUUUGGAGCUUGUUCAAUUCAGCGAAUCAGCACAGGGCAAGAAUAGACACAUCAGGUCAGCUUUCUGUGGCUGGAUAAAAAGUAAUCGCUGUUUAAUGAAGAUUGGAAGUUAUUCAGGCAGCACGAUCAGAACAAAAGUCAGCAUUGAUGGUGCCUAUACGACAGAUCCGGCAACAAGAUUUACUAUCAUCACGAUCAAGGACUCGUCGGGCAUGAAAAGAGGAAAAUGCAUUCAAUUUUCAACAAACAGCAAAGUUAAGUACGCGCUGAGGGUCGUCACUAUGAGCAAUAUCAUUUUUGAGAAGCAGCAGAAUGGCUGUCACGACAACAUUUCUGAUGACUUCGUUUUUAAAGAAUCUAGAAUUCGAUCCAAAAACAGUUUUACAUAUACUUAUAACUCGAAGUGCCUUGCUGCAAGGAAAGAUGGCACGUUAUUCUUAAAAACAACUAACGAUCCAAGCAAUGAGCAACAAUGCAAAUACAAUCACCUGAGGUACACAUAA